Molecule: messenger RNA, 2247 nt
Organism: Poecile atricapillus (Black-capped chickadee)
Lineage: Eukaryota; Metazoa; Chordata; Aves; Passeriformes; Paridae
Gene: SRRM3
Product: serine/arginine repetitive matrix 3
Exons: 16
Coding region: 1-2247 (748 amino acids)
Molecular function (GO): mRNA binding
Source: RefSeq, a predicted model, not a curated record
AUGGCUCUCUACAACAAUGGGGCCGACGUGCCUUCGCCCCAGGAAGCCUCAAACGGCUUCCCCCAGCCCAGUGCCUCAGGAACGUGGCACAAGGGUGAGGAGGAGGUGCGGCUGGUGGAGCCCAGCAUAGUGAAGAAGGCUCACCGGGAAAUCCUGGACCAUGAGCGCAAGAGGAGGGUGGAGCUGAAGUGCAUGGAGCUGCAGGAGAUGAUGGAGGAACAGGGGUACUCCGAAGAGGAGAUCCGACAGAAAGUGGGGACCUUUCGGCAAAUGCUGAUGGAGAAGGAGGGUGUGCUCACCAGGGAGGACCAGCACGGGCGCCAAAUUGUGAUAGAAAACCACCACGGGGCGGAUGGGGAGGAGUAUGCGGUGGAGUAUCCUGACUAUGGGGAGGGCUGCCUGCUGCAGUGCGACUGCUCGGCCGAGUGCUACCGCGAGGACAGCGGCCACCGCGAGUACAGGCUGAAAAGACGCUCGAGCAGCUCCACCUCUCCUCCACCCAAGAAGAAAAAGAAGAAGAAAUCAGGUCACCGCCGGAGCCGCAAAAAGAGGAAACCCGGCUCAGAUCGUAGCUGUGACAGCUCUUCACCCAUCCGCAAGGAAAAGAAGAAGAAGACUGGAAAGAAACACAGACGUGACAGGUCUGAAUCGGGGUCACGAAAAAAGAGAAGACACAGGUCCCGAAGCCCCAAGAACAAACGAAAAGAGAAAAACAAAGAGCGCAAGAGGUCCCGCAGCGAGUCCCCAGCCUGGCGCUCGCACCGCCGCAGCUCCUGCAGCUCCCACAGCGCCUCGCUGUCCUCCGACGACAGCGGCUCUAAAUCCCCCGGCAGGCUGAGCCCCAAGCGCCGGCAGGAUGGUCCCAAGGGCAGCAGCGCCCGCUCCAGCCGCAGCCCGUCCUCCUCCUCGCCCCAGCGCUCGGCCUCGCCGCACCAGAACGGGCACAAGGGCAGCGCCCAGAACGGCCGCCACAGCCACGGCGCCCCGCUCCCGGAGCCCUCGGAUAGGCCGGCCUCGGCGUCCCCCUCUCCGCGGGCUCACGGCAGGACGGAGCCUCCGUCCCCCCGUCCCCGGGGGGGCCGACACGGCGCUCGCAGCCCCCGCUCGCCCACACCGGAGCGGGGCAAGCACGGCCACCGGCAUCGCUCCCGCAGUGCCUCGCCUCCGUCCCGACACCGCGGCCAGAGCAAGGGCCGACCCCCGGGCCCCCGGGAGCCGCCGCCGCCGCCGCUCAGCCCCGCCGGCUACAGCAGCGACUCGGAGGCUUCGGCAGGCUCCCAGCCGCCCGCCGGCCCCGACAGGAACCACGGAGCGCACGGCAAGAAGGUGAAGGAGCGGCACCACCGGGGCCGGCCCAACAGCAGCUCGGAGUCAUCAACCAAGCACUCCCGGCACGCCUCGGAGAGGAGGAAGAGCCCGUCCCCCAGCCCGGGCCAGCGCAGCAGCUCCUGGAGCUCCAGCGGCUCCCUCUCCAAGUCCCGCUCCCGCUCCCGGGAGAAGAGAGCAGGGCGCAGCCGCUCCCGCUCGCCCUCGCCGAAAAAGCCAGCCAGCAGAGAGAAGGACAACGAGCCCCGAACACGUCACGGUGAUCCCGAUCCCGCCCGCCCUCGGCGCCGCUCCAGGAGCUACUCCCCCAUCAGGAAGCGGAGACGUGACUCCCCCAGCUUCAUGGAGCCCAGGAGGAUCACCAGGUCCCUCCCGGAGAGCAUCGCCGCCAGCCUGGCUCCCAGGGUAACCUUCCCCCUUCCUCCUCCUCUUCCUCCUCCUCCUGGACCCCCUCUCCGCUCUGAGCCCGGCCGCUGGCACGCCCGGCUGCCCUGGCUGGAUGCUCAGCCACGCCGGGGGUCCAGCGCCGGACCCCCUUCCCCGAGCGGCCGCCGGGGGCCUGACUCAGUUUCCCUUUUCCAUUUGCAGCGCCCGCAAGCGUCCCAUCCCCUACUACCGGCCCAGCCCCUCGUCCUCCAGCUCGCUGAGCACCUACUCGUACAGCCGGAGCCGCAGCCGCAGCUACGACAGCUACAGCUCCAGCCGCAGCCGCAGCCGGACUCGCAGCCCCCCCAGCCGCUCCCGCAGCCCCAGCCGCAGCCCCAGCUACAACAGCCGCAGCAGCUCGGAGAGCGCCGGCUUCUGAGCCCCCCCGGCACCGGCCGCAGCCCCCCGACAGCCCAGCUCUGCCCCCUCCAUGCCACCUGCGCCCCCAGAAGGGACGGGACCAGCGGGGAGCACAAGAGCAUCCCGGGGAAGUGA